This is a messenger RNA of Triticum aestivum (bread wheat), 2196 nucleotides long. RefSeq lists its product as uncharacterized. Bases 16 to 2181 code for a protein of 721 amino acids. Gene Ontology annotation, molecular function: beta-amylase activity. Gene Ontology annotation, biological process: polysaccharide catabolic process. Lineage: Eukaryota; Viridiplantae; Streptophyta; Magnoliopsida; Poales; Poaceae. The record is from RefSeq and is a predicted model, not a curated record. The transcript is spliced from 12 exons.
CUUGCGUGCCAGGCGAUGGUCGAGAGCGCCGCCGCUGCCGGGCAAUCAUCCUCGGCGAGGAAGUCUGGGGUGCCGGUGUUCGUGAUGAUGCCGCUGGACACGGUCAAGACAUGCUGCGGGAGCGGUCUGAACCACCGGAAGACCAUGGCGCGGGAUCUGGCGGCUCUCAAGAGCUCGGGCGUGGAGGGAAUCAUGGUGGACGUGUGGUGGGGCGUCGUGGAGGGCGAGGAGCCGGGGCUGUACAACUUCGAAGGGUACAUGAAGCUCGUCGAGAUGGCGCGCGAUGCCAGGCUCAAGGUCCAGGCCGUCAUGUCCUUCCACCAGUGCGGCGGCAACGUCGCAUCCCGCUGCCGCGGUGGGUGGUGGAGGAGAUGGACAAAGACCAGGACCUCGCCUACACUGACCAAUGCGGACGCCGCAGCUACGAGUACGUGUCGCUCGGCUGCGACGACAUGCCCGUCCUCGACGGACGCACGCCCAUCCGGUGCUACACCGACUUCAUGCGCGCCUUUCGCGACCAUUUCGCCGCCUUCCUCGGGGACGCCACCGAUCGCGCGCAUGCUGGGCCGCCACGGCGCCGUGCUCAACUUCACCUGCGUGGAGAUGCGCGACCAGGAGCAGCCACGGGACGCGCGGUGCCGUCCCGAGGGCCUGGUGCGGCGCGUGGCCGCGGCCGCCCGCGAGGCCGGCGUCCGCCUGGCCGGUGAGAACGCGCUGCCCCGGUACGACGAUGCGGCGCACGACCAGGUGGUGGCCACGGCUCAGGAGGAGCGGAUGGUGGCGUUCACGUACCUCCGCAUGGGCCCCGACCUGUUCCAGCCCGACAACUGGCGCCGCUUCGCCUCAUUCGUGACACGGUUGAGAUCACCCACAAGAGAACAAAACACCUACUCGGCACCAAACGCGAGUCCGACGGAAGCCGGGGCCCACACUCACUUCACUCUCGUCAGCUACCUUCCGAACUCUCUCAACGUCGCAAGUCGAUCGCAACAACUCCCGGCUCUGGCCGUCGCUGUCCACCCACACCCGCCCACCAUGUCGCUCAUCCGCUACUUGCCGUCGCCGUACCUUCCCCUCCCCUCUUCCGCGGCCCGCCGCCGUGGAUUCCUCCAGUCCGCCGCGCCUCCCGGUGCCCGUGCCGCCGCUGUCCAUGUCCUCGCCGCGAACCGCGUCGUGCUGGGGUGCGGGCUGGUGACGCUGGACUACCUGGCCACGGUGGACGCGUACCCGCGGCCCGACGACAAGAUCCGCAGCGGGGAGCUGCAGAUAUCGGGAGGCGGGAACGCCGGGAACGCAUUGACAGGCGCUGCUCGUCUGGGCCUCAACACCAGGCUCAUCUCCAAGGUGGCCAACGAUGAAAUAGGAGGAACUGUUCUUUCGGAACUUGAGGAAGCUGGGAUUGACGUGUCACAUGUUAUAAUCUCUGAUGGUGGAAACACAACAUUUGUUUAUGUCAUUAUUGAUAAGAAAACGAAAACCCGAACAUGUAUAAUCACGUCAGGCUACCCUCCAAUGGUUCCUUGUGACAUAUCAAUGUCAAAUUUGUCAGCUGCACUACAAGAUGUAAACUUGCUAUACCUAGACGGAUAUUCACAUGAAAUGGCACUAUCUGUUGGUAAGCAGGCUGAUCUGAUGAAGAUUCCAAUACUGGUUGAUGCGGAACCAGAAAGAACAAAGACAGAACUGGAGCAUCUGCUCGACCUAUCGAGUUACAUUGUCUGUUCGGGUAAAUUUCCAGAGAAAUGGACAUCAAUUUCAUGCAUUCCCUCUGCACUACUAGAGAUUCUUGUGCAAUAUCCCCGUGCGAGGUUCGUCAUUGCAACCCUUGGAGAAAACGGGUGCAUGAUGCUUGAGAGGAUCGAAGAUGAUUCUGGAAUAGAUGCGGUAGAUAUUGGGAAUGUUGCUGAGUCCUUAAGGCUUAAAGUGCAUAAAGAUGACAAUCUGCCAACUUGUGUAUCAUCCAAGUUCAUGAGACUCUCUGGAAGAGGGCAUGGGACUAUACACGGAAGAUUGCUCAUAGGAACAGCAGAAAAAAUCCCCGCUCCAGAGCUUGUUGACACCACCGGUUGUGGCGAUGCGUUCAUAGGAGCAGUGCUCUACGGUGAGGCAUAUCAACUUGUUCCUUUCUUAUUCAUGAUAUUAUCUUUCGCGUAUAGGAAGAAGAUUGCUACGUAUGAAUAAGCAGUAGGCGUACUG